AUGGGUCGGCAUCGCUCAGAUUCACGUUCUCGAUCAGUAUCUUCAAGUUCGUCUGGCCGUGGUACACAAUCAUCAAAAUGGAAUGGUGAAACAGGCUAUCGUGUUCAUAUAUCGGAUUUAGCAGCUGGUGUUUCACGUAAAGAAGUUGAAAGAGUAUUUGGAAAAUAUGGAACUGUUAAUGAAGUAUGGGUAGCAACAAAUCCACCUUGUUUUGCUUUUGUUAAUUUUAAACAUCGUUCGGAUGCAGAUAAAGCUAUUCGAGAAGUUGAUGGAAAAAUAAUCGGUUCUACUCGUGUUGGUGUAAGUUGGGCACGAACUCGUACUUAUGGUGGCCGAAAUCGUGGAGGCCGUGGUUACUCAUAUCGGCAUAGUGGUAGUCGUCGUCGAUCAAGAAGUCGUUCAAGAAGUGGUUCACGUCAUAGACGACAUCGAUCGAGAUCACGGUCAAGUUCACGAGAACGUUCUCGUCGUCACAGUGGCUCACCACGAGAUCGUAAACGUGUAAUUCGUUCAAAUGAUCGACAAGAAUCAAGAUCGUCUCGAUCAAUAUCACGUUCUCGAUCACGAUCACGUUCACGUUCAUCAGCAAGACAAAAACCACCGAGAAAUGCUAAUGGACGAAGUCGAUCUCGUAGUUCAAGUGUUGAUGAUUGUCAUGAUAAAAGAUUAGCUGGAUCAUCAGCAACAGCUGCUAAGAUUGAUGGAAAUAAUAGUUAUGAUCGAUCCCCGAUUGUUGCCGGUGGUGAUUAG
This is a messenger RNA of Rotaria socialis, 750 nucleotides long. NCBI's taxonomy places the organism in Eukaryota, Metazoa, Rotifera, Eurotatoria, Philodinida, Philodinidae. The record is from the annotation of a GenBank genome assembly.